CCAAAAGAGAGAAAAAAAGGGCAAAGAGAAAACUAGUUUUAGCCCUUUUCAUUUCCUUCUUCUUCAUUGAGCUUCUGCAAUUCAUCACCAUUUCCAACAGAAUAAUGAAUGCUAAGUCUGGGAUAAUUGUUGGGAAAAAGAAGAGAGUUUUUUCUCAUCGAGAUUUGGAAAACAAAGGAACUUCUCGUAGUAGGAAAAUGGAUUCGGAGACGAAAGAUAGGUUUUCUGAUUCUAGAAGGAGUACUUUAUAUGGAGAGCGUAGAAAGUCUAAAAAUAGUGAGAGAAACUCAAUUAGGAAAGUGGAAGAAGAAAAUGGUACUAAAAGAAAGACAUUAGACCUGAGAGGGGGCAAGCAAAAAGGAGAAUCAUUUUUGAGGAAGAAGAAGGUUGAGGAUAAGAAGAAGUUAGGUGAAUAUGAAGAAAGGCCAAAGAAGAAGAAAAAGCGAGGUAUUCGAAUAGAUCCUCAUGAUACCUCCAACAAGAGGCUUUAUGAUGGAGUAGCAACUAAAGUGCUUUCAGAUGACAAUAAGGAAAAACAAGAAGAUUCAGCAAAAGAGAAAACUGUUGAACUGUCGAAGAAUGCACAAUUUCGUGCAAUACGCCCCAGUCCAUCUAUCCUUUCUUUUGUGGAAGACAACUUGUUGGGUCGUAGACGUGAUAUUCAGUUAAAGAGGGCAGGCUAUAACAUUGAACUCUCUGCACCUUUAGAUAACAUUCCUUUCUCAACAAGCUCAGAAAGAGAACGGAUUGAAGAGCCGGUGUUCAGGAAUAGAUUGGAAUUUUUUGCUGCAGCUAAGGUUUCCUCGUCGUUCCCCCCUGCUGAUCUUCCAGAAAUUGCAUUUGCAGGAAGGUCAAACGUGGGAAAAUCAUCCUUACUAAAUGCAUUGACCAGGCAAUGGGGUGUUGUACGGACCUCAGAUAAGCCUGGCCUCACUCAGAGUAUCAACUUCUUCAAGCUUGGUUCAAAAAUGUGCAUGGUUGAUUUGCCGGGAUAUGGUUUUGCUUAUGCAAAAGAAGAAGUGAAAGAAGCUUGGGAGGAGCUUGUGAAAGAGUACGUUUCUACACGUCUUGGUCUAAAGAGAGUCUGCCUUCUGAUUGAUACAAAGUGGGGCAUGAAACAAACGGAUCAUGAGCUUGUUGAUUUAAUGGAGAGAGCUCAAACAAAAUACCAGAUUAUUUUAACUAAGACAGACACGGUUUUCCCAAUAGAUGUGGCACGACGAGCCAUGCAAAUUGAAGAGAGCCUCAAGGCAAACAAGUCUGUUGUUCAGCCUGCGGUGAUGGUAAGCUCAAAAUCUGGAGCUGGUAUCCGAAGUUUAAGAACAGUGCUUUCUAAGAUUGCUCGGUUUGUGAAACCAUAAAUGGCGGUAAGAUUGGCAAGAAACAUUAGAAUUGUUAUAAGUGUAUGCUAAAUCGCUGUGUGGUGCCUCUUGAAAAAAUUGGUUUUGCGAAGGAGUGAUUUAUUUCAAAAUUGAGGAUCUUUUGAAGAGUCUAAAUCUCAAAUUUGAGGAAGUUUGGAGAAGAUUUAAGGUAGUUUUUCGUGAAAUUUCUGAUUUGAGCUUGAAGAUAUAACAUUUCAAAUUUUUAUGUUUAAGAAUUAGGUCUAUGAUACACUUAUAUUCAGGUCUAUAACAGAUUCAUAAGCAGCCUAUAGGUUAUACCAACCCACUUGCAUUAUCUAUUAUCAACUUCUAAAUAUAACCACUUGCAUUAUCUAUUAUCAACUUCUAAAUCUCAAAACACCAAAUCACAUAAAAAGCCAAUAAAUACUCAUUUUUUUCUUCUCAGAACUUAUCUAUGUUAACAUUAAAUGA
This is a messenger RNA of Solanum dulcamara, 1814 nucleotides long. RefSeq lists its product as uncharacterized. The record is from RefSeq and is a predicted model, not a curated record. Bases 105 to 1361 code for a protein of 418 amino acids. Lineage: Eukaryota; Viridiplantae; Streptophyta; Magnoliopsida; Solanales; Solanaceae. The transcript has 11 exons. Gene Ontology annotation, molecular function: GTP binding.